AUGUCCAAGAGGCGAAAUCCAGAAGAUGGAACAAGAACUGUGGAACCUUACGGUUCAAAACUCCGAUAUCGAUGCGGAUUGACUGCACCUAUCCAAGGGAAUGUCAUUGCAGCAAACCCUGAGACGUUUGACAGAGUUAAGAGACUGGCCAAGAAACUGUAUGAUCAUGGCAACAAGAAGGGUGCCAAAACAGUAGAAGUGGAAAUUAAGAAAGAAGGAGAGAGAAAGAAAGGGAGAAAAAACAAGCGAAAAGGAAAACAAAACUCAGAAUCAUCUAAGAAACAACAAACGGUGACUGUUCAUGCUGCAACACAAGCUAUCACCACACCACAUGCUCCAACCUCAUCCACGCCAAAUGCUCCAAAGCAGUACUCAGGAAAUCUCUCCAAAUGUAACAAAUGCAGUAUCCACCAUCAUGGGGAAUGCAGAGAGAUGAAUUGCACGAGGUGCAAUCGGAAAGGCCAUACAACAAAAUAUUGUAGGGCUCAGCUUCAACAAAACCAGAUGCCCAAUGACAACAACAACAACAAUAAUAAUAAAAAUAACAACACCACCAAUGUUGGGGCUAGUUAUACCUGUUACGGAUGUGGGAAAACCGGGCAUUUCAUGCGAAACUGUCCCAAUGCAUACAAUCAAGGGGCAGGAGCAGCAGGGAGAGUGCUGACGAUCGGUCAGGGAGAAGCAGUGUAG
This is a messenger RNA of Lactuca sativa (garden lettuce), 690 nucleotides long. The record is from RefSeq and is a predicted model, not a curated record. NCBI's taxonomy places the organism in Eukaryota, Viridiplantae, Streptophyta, Magnoliopsida, Asterales, Asteraceae.